Molecule: messenger RNA, 498 nt
Organism: Gossypium raimondii (Peruvian cotton)
Lineage: Eukaryota; Viridiplantae; Streptophyta; Magnoliopsida; Malvales; Malvaceae
Exons: 2
Coding region: 1-498 (165 amino acids)
Source: RefSeq, a predicted model, not a curated record
AUGGCACCUUACAAGGCUUUGUACAGUCACAAAUGCCGAACACCUUUGUAUUGGACCAAUCUCAGUGAGAAGAAGAUACAUGGGGUCGAGUUGAUCAAAGAGACUGAACAAAAAGUAAAAGUGAUUCGAGAUUGUCUGAAAGUAGUAUCGGAUCGUCAGAAAUCGUAUGCAGACUUGAAACGGAAAGAUGUUGAGUAUCAGAUUGGGGAUAAAGUGUUUUUGAAAGUAUCACCGUGGAAGAAAAUACUCCGAUUUGGUCGUAAAAGCAAAUUUCGUCCGAGGUUCAUCGGACCAUCUGAUCCCUCGCAUGUAAUUACCCCGUCAGAAAUAGAAAUUCAGUCCGAUAUGACUUAUGAAGAAAAACCGAUUUGUAUCUUAGCUCACAAGAUUAAAGAACUGCGCAAUAAGAAAAUCACAUCAGCCAAAGUAAUGUGGCAUCGAAACGGUUUUGAAGAGGCUACGUGGGAACCCGAAGAUGCUAUGAGGCAGCAAUAUUAG